UGAAACUGUGGCAGUCAUUUGGGAAGCAAACAAGAGAUGAUCAUAUUCAUAUUGAUAUGAGAGCACAUAUCAAACCCCCUUACUUUCUUUUAAAAUAGCUACCUUGAGAGAGCAUCUUGGAGAAAAAAAAAAAGAAAGAAGAGAGAGAUUAGAUCAGUAAAAAAGAGAGUCAAUGGUUUCCAGAGAACACAAAAGAGCUGUUGUUCUGCAUGAGAAGCUGCAACUACUUCGUUCUAUCACUCACUCUCAUGCAGACAAUGAUAAUGCAAUCAUCCUUGAUGCUUCGAAAUAUAUAGAGGAUCUUAAAGAUAAGGUGGAUAGAUUAAAUCAAGAUAUCAUCAAUAAUCCACAAAGUUCAACUAUCCAGGAUCUACUCCCUCAGGUUACAGUGGAAACCCUAGAGAAAGGAUUCCUAAUAAAUGUGUACUCAGAAAAGAGUUACCCAGGUUUGCUGGUUUCAGUCUUAGAAGCUUUUGAAGAACUCAAUCUUACCCUAGUUGAAGCUAGGGCUUCUUGUACCCAGAAUUUUCAAUUGGAAGCAAUUAGUGUGGAAGGUGACGAAAAUGGUGGAGAAAUUGUUGAUGCUCAAGUAGUAAGGCGAACAGUAUCGAAGGCUCUCAGCCAUUGGAAUACAAUUAGUACUGAUCAGCAAGACCAGUAAAUCAUCAUCAAUUGAUCAAAUCAGCUUAUAUUUAUUUAAUCACUUCCAAGCUUUUGUUUUUACAACUUUUUUGGGUUGUUGAUAAUUAUGUGCUUCUUUUACUACUAUAAUCCAUGCACUGAGUUUGUAGGUUACGAAUUUUGUGCGGAAGUUAUUAUGAUAAUAUAUGCUCACAAUCGAAAAUCGAAGAUUUUAUGUGAGCUUUUCUCUGCCCAGAAAA
Molecule: messenger RNA, 881 nt
Organism: Beta vulgaris subsp. vulgaris (sugar beet)
Lineage: Eukaryota; Viridiplantae; Streptophyta; Magnoliopsida; Caryophyllales; Amaranthaceae
Exons: 4
Coding region: 173-661 (162 amino acids)
Biological process (GO): regulation of DNA-templated transcription
Cellular component (GO): nucleus
Molecular function (GO): DNA-binding transcription factor activity; sequence-specific DNA binding
Source: RefSeq, a predicted model, not a curated record